GGUGUCCCCGCCCCCGCCGCGGCGGGCAGGACCGUGCGGGCUGCGGGCUGGCACCGGGCCCGCCCAGCACCGGACCGGCACCGGCACCGGCAUCAGCCCCGAGCCCGGCCCAUGGCGGCUCCGGCAGCGGCCGGUACCGGAGGCAGCCGGUGAGCCCGGGCCGGAGCGGGCGGUGACACUGCUGGUGGCACGGCCGGUGGCACGGCGGGACCAUGCAGGCGGAGGCCAGAGGGGAGUUCUGCAGCCGGGAGCAGCGCCCCGAGCUUGGCAAGGAGCCGCUGGUCCCGGAGCGCCCCGCAGGGACCCCCACCCACGGGCCGGCCCAGGAGACCCCCCGAGUGCCCGCGGAGGAGCAGGGGGGCAUCCCCAUCCCCAGCGCCGGCCUGCUGCAGGUCACCGAGCGCCGACAGCCCCUGAGCAGCGUGUCCUCGCUGGAGGUGCACUUCGACCUGCUGGACCUGACCGAGCUGACCGAUAUGUCGGACCAGGAGCUGGCCGAGGUCUUCGCCGACUCCGACGAGGAGAACGCGGCCGGAGAGACGCCCGGCGGGCUGCAGCCGCCGCCGCCGCCGCGGGCCGGGUACCUGCGCUCGCCCUCCUGGACGCGCGCGCGGGAGCAGGGCCGGGACAAGAAGCACCUGAGUGACCCCGAGCUGCCGCCGGGACCGCCGGGACCCCCGGACGCCUUCCUGCCCGCCGAGCGCCCGCGGGAGCCGUAGGGACAAAACCCGCCGGGGCACACCGGGAUACGCCGGUGCUGGUCCCGUCGGUACCGAUGGAGCCCGUCCCCGGGCGCUGGACUCCCGUUAGCCCGCCCGGAGGGCAGAGGCGGCCCCGGCCCCGCGGCGGGGACGUACCGGGCUGCCCUCAGCCGGUGGCCCGCGGCCCCGGGGGGAACCGGGCCGGUCCCGCCGGCCCCCGGGAGCGGCACGGCCUUGGUUACCGGGAGCGGCGGAUGGGGCAGCACGGGACGGGUCGCACGGCUCAGCGCGGCCCGACGGAGCGCGGCCGGUGCCGGUGCCCGCCCGGUUCUGAUGUAGCAGUGCUGUGAUCCGGUAAAACCGACCGACCGACCCACCGCCGGCCUCUGCCCGUCUGCGCCGCCGCGUGGGGAGCGGGAG
Molecule: messenger RNA, 1121 nt
Organism: Camarhynchus parvulus
Lineage: Eukaryota; Metazoa; Chordata; Aves; Passeriformes; Thraupidae
Gene: DBNDD1
Product: dysbindin domain containing 1
Exons: 5
Coding region: 213-719 (168 amino acids)
Biological process (GO): negative regulation of protein kinase activity
Cellular component (GO): cytoplasm
Source: RefSeq, a predicted model, not a curated record